Molecule: messenger RNA, 1969 nt
Organism: Salmo salar (Atlantic salmon)
Lineage: Eukaryota; Metazoa; Chordata; Actinopteri; Salmoniformes; Salmonidae
Source: RefSeq, a predicted model, not a curated record
GUGUCUCGUAUGUUAGAGGAACACGAGUGGAUCAGUCAGGAGAGAGGCCUGUUCGGCCAGCCCAACACGGGAUACGACUUCAAGGUCAACAACCCUAAAGAGGCGGGCCAGAGGCUGAGGAAGCUGGAAGAGUCCAAGACACGACUGGAGAGAUCAGUCAACAAGAGAGCCAUGAACAUGUUGAGUCAGGCUGAGGAGAGGUAUAAUGACCUGAUGAAGAAGAAGAGGAUCGUAGAGAAUGACAAGUCUAAGAUCCUCCAGACCAUAGAGGAGCUAGACCAGAAGAAGAAGGAGGCCCUCAACAUCGCCUGGCAGAAGGUGAAUAAAGACUUUGGCAGUAUCUUCUCCACCCUGCUGCCGGGGGCUGAUGCCCGCCUGGCCCCUCCUGAAGGCUGCGGGGCCUUAGAGGGCCUGGAGUUCAAGGUGGCUCUGGGAAACACAUGGAAGGAGAACCUCACUGAACUCAGUGGAGGACAGAGGUCUCUGGUAGCCUUGUCUCUGAUCCUGGCCAUGCUGCUGUUUAAACCCUGUGUGUUCCAGGUCUCUGGUAGCCUUGUCUCUGAUCCUGGCCAUGCUGCUGUUUAAACCCUGUGUGUUCCAGGUCUCUGGUAGCCUUGUCUCUGAUCCUGGCCAUGCUGCUGUUUAAACCCUGUGUGUUCCAGGUCUCUGGUAGCCUUGUCUCUGAUCCUGGCCAUGCUGCUGUUUAAACCCUGUGUGUUCCAGGUCUCUGGUAGCCUUGUCUCUGAUCCUGGCCAUGCUGCUGUUUAAACCCUGUGUGUUCCAGGUCUCUGGUAGCCUUGUCUCUGAUCCUGGCCAUGCUGCUGUUUAAACCCUGUGUGUUCCAGGUCUCUGGUAGCCUUGUCUCUGAUCCUGGCCAUGCUGCUGUUUAAACCCUGUGUGUUCCAGGUCUCUGGUAGCCUUGUCUCUGAUCCUGGCCAUGCUGCUGUUUAAACCCUGUGUGUUCCAGGUCUCUGGUAGCCUUGUCUCUGAUCCUGGCCAUGCUGCUGUUUAAACCCUGUGUGUUCCAGGUCUCUGGUAGCCUUGUCUCUGAUCCUGGCCAUGCUGCUGUUUAAACCCUGUGUGUUCCAGGUCUCUGGUAGCCUUGUCUCUGAUCCUGGCCAUGCUGCUGUUUAAACCCUGUGUGUUCCAGGUCUCUGGUAGCCUUGUCUCUGAUCCUGGCCAUGCUGCUGUUUAAACCCUGUGUGUUCCAGGUCUCUGGUAGCCUUGUCUCUGAUCCUGGCCAUGCUGCUGUUUAAACCCUGUGUGUUCCAGGUCUCUGGUAGCCUUGUCUCUGAUCCUGGCCAUGCUGCUGUUUAAACCCUGUGUGUUCCAGGUCUCUGGUAGCCUUGUCUCUGAUCCUGGCCAUGCUGCUGUUUAAACCCUGUGUGUUCCAGGUCUCUGGUAGCCUUGUCUCUGAUCCUGGCCAUGCUGCUGUUUAAACCCUGUGUGUUCCAGGUCUCUGGUAGCCUUGUCUCUGAUCCUGGCCAUGCUGCUGUUUAAACCCUGUGUGUUCCAGGUCUCUGGUAGCCUUGUCUCUGAUCCUGGCCAUGCUGCUGUUUAAACCCUGUGUGUUCCAGGUCUCUGGUAGCCUUGUCUCUGAUCCUGGCCAUGCUGCUGUUUAAACCCUGUGUGUUCCAGGUCUCUGGUAGCCUUGUCUCUGAUCCUGGCCAUGCUGCUGUUUAAACCCUGUGUGUUCCAGGUCUCUGGUAGCCUUGUCUCUGAUCCUGGCCAUGCUGCUGUUUAAACCCUGUGUGUUCCAGGUCUCUGGUAGCCUUGUCUCUGAUCCUGGCCAUGCUGCUGUUUAAACCCUGUGUGUUCCAGGUCUCUGGUAGCCUUGUCUCUGAUCCUGGCCAUGCUGCUGUUUAAACCGGCUCCCAUCUACAUCUUGGAUGAGGUGGAUGCUGCCCUGGACCUCUCACACACACAGAACAUAGGACAGAUGUUGAGAACACACUUCACACACUCCCAG